AUGAAUAGCAGUGGUGGCAGUAACGACGGCGGCGGCGGAGGAGGAGGCAUGAUGAUGGGUUUCAGUAAAUCGUCACCUUUUACAGUUUCUCAGUGGCAGGAACUCGAACAUCAAGCUUUGAUCUUUAAGUAUAUGGUUGCUGGUCUUCCUGUUCCACCUGAUCUCGUUCUUCCCUUUCACUCUCACAACUUGUUUCACCAUUCUAUUCCUACCCUGAGUUAUUGUUCCUUCUAUGGGAAGAAGGUGGACCCGGAGCCAGGACGAUGUAGGAGGACCGAUGGAAAAAAAUGGAGAUGCUCUAAGGAAGCAUACCCUGACUCCAAAUACUGUGAGCGCCACAUGCACCGUGGCCGCAACCGUUCAAGAAAGCCUGUGGAAUCACAAACAAUGCCAUCAUCAUCAUUAUCAUCCACUCUUGUCGCUGCUCCCACCACUAGGCCUCCAAACUUCCACAACCUCCCCUCAACAACUGCCUUUGCCACUCAAGAUUAUCAUCUCGAUACCAUUCCCUAUGGGAUUCCAAGUAAACAAUACAGGUAUCUUCAAGGUCUUAAAUCUGAGGGUGGAGAACAUAGCUGCUUUGCAGAAGCUUCAGUUGGAGGCAACAAAGGUCUCCAAAUGGAGUCUCAGCUAGAAAACACAUGGCCUUUGAUGUCAACUAGAGUUUCCUCUUUUUCUGCAUCAAAAUCAAGUAAUAAUUCCAUGUUGCAGAGUGAAUAUCCCCAGCAUUCAUUUUUAUCGACUGAGUAUGGAUCUGGAGAAGCUGUGAAGGAAGAGGGCCAGCCUCUUCGAUCCUUUUUCAAUGAAUGGCCUAAAAGCAGGGAAUCAUGGUCUGGUUUGGAAGAUGAAAGAUCCAACCAAAUAACCUUCUCCACUACUCAACUCUCAAUAUCCAUUCCCAUGUCAUCUUCUGACUUCUCUGCCACAAGCUCUCAGUCGCCACACGAUAACUAG
This is a messenger RNA of Lathyrus sativus (Indian pea), 954 nucleotides long. NCBI's taxonomy places the organism in Eukaryota, Viridiplantae, Streptophyta, Magnoliopsida, Fabales, Fabaceae. The record is from the annotation of a GenBank genome assembly.